Messenger RNA from Myotis myotis, 5556 nucleotides. It is a transcript of the gene LAMB2, whose product is annotated as laminin subunit beta 2. Gene Ontology annotation, molecular function: extracellular matrix structural constituent; integrin binding. The record is from RefSeq and is a predicted model, not a curated record. Bases 121 to 5514 code for a protein of 1797 amino acids. Lineage: Eukaryota; Metazoa; Chordata; Mammalia; Chiroptera; Vespertilionidae. The transcript is spliced from 33 exons. Gene Ontology annotation, cellular component: laminin trimer. Gene Ontology annotation, biological process: basement membrane assembly; substrate adhesion-dependent cell spreading; cell migration.
CAGGCUUUCCUUCCUGCCGUGGUUCCCAACUUUGCUCAAAGUCGCCAGACUCCCAGCCCAGUGGAGGGACCGCCGGACCUGACCGAGUGGACACUCAGCCGCGGACCCUCACGGGCAGGGAUGGAGUGGGCCGCAGGGAACCGAGGCGGGGACCCGCGGGGACAGCCGGGGCCCUGGGAGCUCGGCGUGGGCCUGCUGCUGGGCGUGCUGGCCACCUCCCUGGCCCAGGCCCCAGUCCCAGACGUGCCGGGCUGCUCUCGGGGCAGCUGCUACCCUGCCACGGGGGACCUGCUGGUGGGCCGCGCGGACCGGCUGACGGCCUCCUCCACCUGCGGCUUGCACGGCCCCCAGCCCUACUGCAUCGUCAGUCACCUGCAGGACGAGAAGAAGUGCUUCCUGUGCGACUCCCGGCGGCCCUACUCCGCCAGAGACAACCCGGACAGCCACCGCAUCCAGAACGUGGUGACCAGCUUCGCCCCGCAGCGGCGGGCCGCCUGGUGGCAGUCAGAGAACGGUGUCCCUGCGGUCACCAUCCAACUGGACUUGGAGGCUGAGUUCCAUUUCACACACCUCAUCAUGACCUUCAAGACAUUCCGCCCGGCCGCCAUGCUGGUGGAGCGCUCAGCAGACUUCGGACGCACCUGGCACGUGUACCGGUAUUUCUCCUAUGACUGUGCAGCCGACUUCCCGGGCGUCCCGCUGGCCCCCCCACGGCACUGGGAUGACGUCGUCUGUGAGUCACGCUACGCGGAGAUCGAGCCAUCCACUGAAGGCGAGGUCAUCUACCGAGUGCUGGACCCCGCCAUCCCCAUCCCAGACCCCUACAGCCCGCGGAUCCAGAACCUGCUGAAGAUCACCAACCUGCGGGUGAACCUGACACGGCUGCACACGCUGGGCGACAACCUGCUGGAUCCGCGGCGCGAGAUCCGGGAGAAGUACUACUACGCCCUCUACGAGCUGGUUGUGCGUGGCAACUGCUUCUGCUACGGACACGCCUCGCAGUGUGCGCCCGCCCCAGGGGCACAGGCCCACACGGAGGGCAUGGUCCAUGGCGCCUGCACCUGCAAACACAAUACGCGUGGCCUCAACUGUGAGCAGUGCCAGGAUUUCUAUCACGACCUGCCCUGGCGUCCAGCCGAGGAUGGCCACAGUCAUGCCUGCAAGAAGUGCGAGUGCCAUGGGCACACCCGCAGCUGCCACUUUGACAUGGCCGUGUACCUGGCAUCUGGCAACGUGAGUGGAGGCGUGUGCGACGGAUGUCAGCACAACACCGCUGGGCACCACUGUGAGCUCUGCCGGCCCUUCUUCUACCGGGACCCCGCCAAGGACCUGCGGGACCCGGCUGCCUGCCGCCCCUGUGAUUGUGACCCCAUGGGCUCCCGAGACGGCGGUCGCUGUGAUCCCCACGACGACCCUGCUCUCGGGCUGGUCUCAGGCCAGUGUCGCUGCAAAGACCACGUGGUGGGCCCCCGCUGCCAGCAGUGCCGUGACGGCUACUUUGGGCUCAGUGCCAGCGACCCCAUGGGCUGCCAGCGGUGUCAGUGCGAUGCCCGGGGCACGGUGCCUGGGGCCACCCCGUGUGACCCCAAGAGUGGAACCUGUUUCUGCAAGCGCCUGGUGACCGGACACAGCUGCACCCGCUGCCUGCCUGGCCACUGGGGCCUGAGCCACGACAUGCUCGGCUGCCGUCCCUGUGACUGCGACGUGGGCGGUGCCGUGGAUCCUCAGUGCAACGAGGCCACGGGCCAGUGCCGCUGCCGCCCCCACAUGGUGGGGCGCCGCUGUGACCAGGUGCAAUCUGGCUACUUCCGGCCCUUCCUGGACCACAUGACGCUGGAGGCCGAGGAGGCGCGAGGCCAGCAGGUGGCUGUGGUGGAGCACCUGGCCGUCCCCGGGGGAGCCCCGUCCUGGACAGGCCUGGGCGUCGCCAGGCUGCAGGCAGGCCAGGCGCUGGACUUCCUCGUGACCUCCGUGCCCAGAGCCAUGGACUACGACCUGCUGCUGCGCCUGGAGCCCCAGGUCCCCGAGCAGUGGGCGGAGCUCGAGGUGGCCGUGCAGCGCCCGGGGCCCGUGUCUGCUCACAGCCCCUGUGGGCAUGUGUUGCCCAAGGAUGACCUCAUCUCAGGGACGCUGCAACCGGACGCCAGGUCCGUGGUGCUGCCCAGGCCUGUCUGCCUGGAGCCUGGCGUCUCGUACAAGCUGCAGCUGAAGCUGCUGAGAACAGGGGGGCGUGCCCAGCCCGAGCCCCCCAGCCUGCUCAUUGACUCGCUGGUGCUGCUGCCCCGGGUCCUGGUGCUGGAGAUGUUCAGUGGGGGAGACGCGGCCGCCCUGGAGCGCCGGGCCACCUUCGAGCGCUACCGCUGCCAUGAGGAGGGCCUGGCGCCCAGCAAGUCCCCUCCCUCAGAGGCCUGCGCCCCGCUCCUGCUCAGCCUGUCUGCCCUGCUCUACAACGGCGCCCUGCCCUGCCAGUGCGACCCCCAGGGCUCGCUGAGUUCUGAGUGCAACCCCCACGGGGGCCAGUGCCGGUGCAAGCCGGGUGUGGUGGGCCGCCGCUGCGACCGCUGCGCCCCUGGCUACUACGGCUUUGGCCCCGCCGGCUGUCAAGCCUGCCAGUGCAGCCCGGAGGGGUCGCUCAGCGGCCUGUGUGAAGGCGCCAGCGGGCAGUGCCCCUGUCGAGCCGGGGCCUUCGGGCUUCGCUGCGACCGCUGCCAGCACGGCCAGUGGGGGUUCCCUAGCUGCCGGCCGUGCGUGUGCAACGGGCACGCAGACGAGUGCGACACCCACACGGGCGCGUGCCUGGGCUGCCGGGACCACACGGGGGGUGACCACUGUGAAAGGUGCAUCGCGGGCUUCCACGGGGACCCUCGGCUGCCACACGGGGGCCAGUGCCGGCCCUGCCCCUGCCCCGAAGCCCCUGGGAGCCAGCGGCACUUCGCGACUUCUUGCCAUCGGGACGGGCACUCCCAGCAGAUCGUGUGCCACUGCAGGGCGGGCUACGCGGGGCUGCGGUGCGAGGCUUGUGCCCCUGGGCACUUUGGGGACCCAUCCAGGCCUGGUGGCAGGUGCCAGCCAUGUGAGUGCAGCGGGAACAUUGACCCCACGGACCCUGACGCCUGUGACCCCCACACGGGGCAGUGCCUGCGCUGCUUACACCACACGGAGGGCCCACGCUGUGCCCACUGCCAGCCUGGCUUCCAUGGGCAGGCUGCCCAGCAGAGCUGUCGCCGCUGCAUCUGCAACCCACUGGGCACAGAUCCCCAGCAGUGUCCGUCCACGGACCGGUGCCACUGUGACCCAAGCAGUGGGCAGUGCCCAUGCCUCCCCAAUGUCCAGGGCGCGAGCUGUGACCGCUGUGCCCCCAACUUCUGGAAUCUGACCAGUGGCCGUGGCUGCCAGCCCUGUGCCUGCCACCCCAGUCGAGCCACAGGCCCCACCUGCAAUGAGUUCACAGGGCAGUGCCACUGCCGAGCCGGCUUCGGGGGGCGGACCUGUUCUGAGUGCCAGGAGCUUCACUGGGGAGACCCCGGGUUGCAGUGCCGCGCCUGCGAUUGCGACCCUCGUGGGAUCGACACGCCUCAGUGUCAUCGCGCCACAGGCCACUGCAGCUGCCGCCCGGGGGUGUCUGGCGUGCGCUGUGACCAGUGUGCCCGGGGCUUCUCGGGGGUCUUUCCUGCCUGCCACCCCUGCCACGCAUGCUUUGGGGACUGGGACCGCGUGGUGCAGGACCUGGUUGCCCGUACCCGGCGCCUGGAGCAGAGGGCGAAGGAGCUGCAGCAGACGGGUGUGCUGGGCGCCUUUGAGGGCAGCUUCCGGCACAUACAGGAGAAGCUGGCCACCGUGCAGGGCAUCGUGCUUGCCCGCAACACCUCGGCCGCCUCCACUGCACGGCUCCUGGAGGCCACGGAGGAGCUGCGGCGUCAGAUCGGGGAGGCCACCGAGCACCUGACCCAGCUGGAGACACAGCUGACAGAUGUGCAGGAUGAGAACUUCAAUGCCAACCACGCACUAAGCAGUCUGGAGCGAGACAGUCUGGCACUUAAUCUCACGCUGCGGCAGCUCGACCAGCACCUGGACCUGCUGAAGCACUCCAACUUCCUGGGUGCCUAUGACAGCAUCCGCCGUGCCCACAGCCUGUCCGCAGAGGCAGGGCGCCGUGCCAACGCAUCGGCCCUGGCCGUGCCGAGCCCCGUGAGCCACUCCGCCGGCACCCGGCACCGAACGGAGGUGCUGAUGGGUGCCCAGAGGGAGGACUUCAACCGCAAGCACAUGGCCAACCAGCAGGCACUGGGGGAGCUCUCUGCCCGCGCCCACGGCCUGAGCCUGACGGGCAUAAAUGAACUGGUGUGCGGGGCUCCCGGCGAUGCUCCCUGUGCUACGAGCCCCUGCGGGGGUGCCGGGUGUCGGGACGAGGACGGGCAGCCCCGCUGUGGGGGCCUCAGCUGCAACGGGGCGGUGGCCAUGGCGGAUCUGGCGCUGGGUCGGGCCCGGCACACACAGACAGAGCUGCAGCGGGCCCUGGCAGAAGGUGGUGGCAUCCUCAGCCAGGUGGCAGAGACCCGUCGGCAGGCAGGCGAGGCCCAGCAGCGGGCCCAGGCGGCCCUGGACAAGGCCAACGCCUCCAGGGGCCAGGUGGAGCAGGCCAACCAGGAGCUGCGUGAGCUCAUCCAGAGUGUGAAGGACUUCCUGAGCCAGGAGGGGGCCGACCCUGACAGCAUCGAGAUGGUGGCCACCCGGGUGCUGGAGCUCUCCAUCCCAGCGUCACCUGAGCAGAUCCAGCACCUGGCUGCUGAGAUCGCUGAGCGGGUCCGGAGCCUGGCCGACGUGGACACGAUCCUGGAGCGCACUGUGGGAGAUGUGCAUCGGGCAGAACGGCUGCUGCAGGAGGCGCAGCGGGCACGGAGCCGGGCUGAAGGUGAGAAGCAGAAGGCAGAGACAGUGCAGGCGGCACUGGAGGAGGCCCAGCGGGCGCAGGGGGCCGCUCAGGGGGCGAUCCAGGGGGCAGUGGUUGAUACGCAAGACACGGAACAGACCCUGCACCAGGUGCAGGAGAGGAUGGCGGGAGCAGAGCAGGCGCUGAGCUCUGCAGGGCAACGGGCUCAGCAACUGAACGGCCUCCUGGAGGCUCUGAAAUUGAAACGAGCAGGGAACAGCCUGGCGGCCUCCAGGGCCGAAGAAACAGCAAGCAAUGCCCAGGGUCGUGCCAGGGAGGCUGAGCAGCUGCUGCAGGGCCCACUGGGUGACCAAUACCAGACAGUGAAGGCCCUGGUGGAGCGCAAGGCCCAGGGCGUGCUGGCUGCGCAGAUGCGCGCAGAGCAGCUGCGGGAUGAGGCUCGCGGCUUGUUGCAAGCGGCUCAGGACAAGCUGCAGCGGCUGCAGGAGCUGGAGGGCACCUACGAGGAGAACGAGCGCGCGCUGGAGGGCAAGGCGGCGCAGCUGGACGGGCUGGAGGCCAGGAUGCGCAGCGUGCUCCGCGACAUCAACCUGCAGGUCCAGAUCUACAACACCUGCCAGUGACCGGCCCGCCGGCCAGCCCCCCAAUAAACCGUGUGAACCCCC